This is a messenger RNA of Coccomyxa subellipsoidea C-169, 1219 nucleotides long. RefSeq lists its product as hypothetical. The annotation marks the transcript as partial. NCBI's taxonomy places the organism in Eukaryota, Viridiplantae, Chlorophyta, Trebouxiophyceae, Coccomyxaceae. The transcript is spliced from 3 exons. The record is from RefSeq and is a predicted model, not a curated record.
CAACAAUCUCAGCAUUGCAUAGUACCUCCGUCAAGCUAAUUAUUUCGGUCAAGCCUGUAUCUAUAGGAUCGUGCGCUACUCGUUUCUGCGAAGACAGCAAUGCCAUUUGCCAGGUUACCGUUGCAAAGUAGGAUUUGAAAGGGGGGUGGGACGGCCGCAAAUGUUUAUGGGAGUAAUUUAAACGAAUUCUUGAAGUCUUCUGUCGCUGGCCAUGUGAGGCAACACAGAGCGUUCACCUGAAUUGAGCACUGAUGCACCGGACAGACACUGAAGUCGUCUACAAUCUAAACCAACAUCAAGUUCAAUUGUUCUGGACGAAUGGUCAGGAACAAGAGGUGGAGGGUCAGUGUCAAGGUGAUACCAUCAGCCGACACUCCUGCUCUGCUGCAGCCAGGCCGCAGAUUUGGGAGGAACCUAGGCAGCACUGUGGCAACAUCUGCACCGAGGGGACCCCGGAGGCCGGCCAGCGCCCUUCCAUCCUGGCGGAUCCCUGCAAGAAACACAGCUCAGCAGGAAGAACAGCAGGAUGGCUUUGCAGAUGGAGAUGGAGAAGCCGCUGCUGCCUAUUAUCAGCCUCCGCCCUCACGCCGGCGUCUGCGGAAACAGGCAGCUCAAGAGGAUAAUAGACGGCUGCACCAAGCAUGGGAUGCGUGCUUUGAUGACAAUGUAUUCAGGAACACAUGUUUCCAAGCUGGUCAGCCUGCACGCCAAGCAGCACUGAAGCAGCAGCUGCAGGCAGAGUUUUUGACAGCUGCCAGAGCAGCCCUGCCCGCUUGCAGUCCAUGCAGUCAGGCUGGGAGGGUGGGAUCAGUGUGGGAGCAGGUGGAGACGAUCAGCAGGCUUGUGUAUGUCUCGAUCAGCGGCAGGACAGAGGUCAGCCCCCCAGCAUUCAGGUGUGGCGGGUGCAGUGCCGCCUUCACAGUCGAUCCUGUGAGCAUGGGAUGCUUUCCUGCAACGCCACAGAGGCCGCUGGUUUACUACUCUGGAGCGCUCAUGUUGCAGACGCAUGAGCUCAGCCUCGCCAGCCCAACCUCAAUGGUCGCCUGGACUAGCGCCCUGGAGGAGGUGCACGUCAGGAACGGCUGUGUGCCGUACGGGCAACUGAGUGGCCUGCCCAAAAAUAUCUGGAGGAACCUCCCAGUGGCGGUCAGACAGUGGCGCAGAAUGGACAUCGCCACACAUGACCUCAACAGGCUUGGCGUGCAGCCCAUCUGUUCGG